Messenger RNA from Sebastes umbrosus (honeycomb rockfish), 1072 nucleotides. RefSeq names its product IQ motif containing C (gene iqcc). The record is from RefSeq and is a predicted model, not a curated record. The coding region runs from base 149 to 856 and encodes 235 amino acids. Gene Ontology annotation, molecular function: protein binding. NCBI's taxonomy places the organism in Eukaryota, Metazoa, Chordata, Actinopteri, Perciformes, Sebastidae. The transcript is spliced from 6 exons.
AACCGACACACGUACGUGGCUACAUUUUAAAUUGGAGGCUUUUAUUUUUUUUAGUGUGACACCGGAACUACAUCAACAGUUUGAGUUCAUCUCCCGCGUUCAGAGAGGUGACGCUGUCACGUUACCAUAGCAACAUGGACAGACGCACAUGGGAGAAGAUACUCACCUGUUUUCAGACCGUCAGCGCGCCGCUCCUCGCUGCGUGAUGGCAUCUGCACGUGGAUACUUGGUGAGAAAGGAAGUCUUUGGUGCUCGAGAAGACUUUGAAGACAUCCUGAAAGAGAUUGAUGGAGGCUUGACUCAUGUAGAGUGGAGGGAGACUGUCAUCCCCAUUCCCCACUUCACAGACACUGAUGGCCCGUUUCUACGACCCAGCAGCUCUGCCAGCAAACCUUCAAAUCCAGGACUAGAUGUGUGUGCCACUCCCCAGAGCCCAUCAUCAUCAUCCCCAUCAUCAUCACCAGCACCCUCAUCAGAGGACAGAGGAGAUCUCCUGCUGGAGAAGAUAGAAGCAGAGAGAGAUGAUUCACAAACCAAAGCACAGGCUUCUCUUUCUAAGGACUAUUCCCCCAGUAGCAGCAGUGUUAGAGGGGAUGGAGAGGGACAGAAGGAAAGCACUAUGGGGGAGAAAGAUGGAGACUCCACCACCGUCUGGAGCAGUGUGGAGCUGGACAUGAACUAUGGUCACUCACACAAAGGUCCCCGGCAGUACCACUUGGCUCAGGAGGUGCCCUGUACCCCGGAGGCCCUGCGUCUCCAUAGAAACACCCUAACCAUGGAGCUGGUCUGGCUCCAGCAGGCCAUUGACAGCAGGAAAAAGUACUUGUCACUGAAGGACAGGCUGACGGUAUCCUGAGUAAUCUGAACUGGACUUGAUAAUGUGGGACCGAAGGCCGGAUUGAUAUCAGUCCACUGAACUCACUCAAGUGGCAUCUUUUCUAAGCUAUUAUUAAUUUAUACAUAUAUAAAAGACAUGCUUUCAGUGGUAUUUAUCAUGUGUUUGACGAAACCUGUACAUUUUGUAUGUUACCUGCUCAUGUGAAGAAUUAAUAAAUUGUAUUUUUCUAAAAAA